CGGUCGGUCUGCACAGCCUGGAGUAAGUGGCCCGUGGAGCUGCAGCGAGAGGCCAGCUCCUCUGCCAGCCGGAGACGGUGCGGCCGGGGGAGCGCUGGCCACCAUCAUGCCCUCCAUGGCUCCCACGGGGCCCUCAGCUGGGGCGGCCCCCAACGCCACAGCGGCACCGGCGGCGGUGUGGACCAACGUCAGCCUGCCGGAGAUGCCCCUGUUCCACCGGUUUGCCCAGCUGGACGAGCAGCUGCACGCCACCUUCCCGGGCCUGUGGCUGGCGCUGAUGGCAGUGCACGGCGUCAUCUUCCUGGCAGGGAUGGUGCUCAACGGGCUGGCACUCUAUGUCUUCGGCUGCCGCACCCAGGCCAAGACGCCGUCGGUCGUCUAUACCAUCAACCUGGUGGUGACCGACCUGCUGGUGGGCCUAUCCCUGCCCACGCGCUUCGCCGUCUUUUACGGCGCCCGCGGCUGCCUGCGCUGCGCGCUGCCGCACGUCUUCGGCUACUUUCUCAACAUGCACUGCUCCAUCCUCUUCCUCAGCUGCAUCUGCGUGGAUCGCUACCUGGCCAUCGUGCGGCCCGGCGGCUCCCGCCGCUGGCGCCAGCCGGCCUGCGCCAGGGCCGUGUGUGCCUUCGUGUGGCUGGCCGCCGGCGCCGUGACCCUGUCCGUGCUGGGCGUGACGAGCGCCGGCGGCCCCUGCUGCCGCAUCUUCGCGCUGACUGUCCUGGAGUUCCUGCUGCCGCUGCUGGUCAUCAGCGUGUUCACCGGCCGCAUCGUGUGCGCGCUGUCUCGGCCUGGCCUGCUGCGCCAGGGCCGCCAGCGCCGCGUUCGGGCCAUGCAGCUGCUGCUCACCGUGCUGGUCAUCUUCCUCGUGUGCUUCACACCCUUCCACGCUCGCCAGGUGGCCGUGGCUCUGUGGCCCGGCGUGCCACGCCGCGCCAGCCUCGUGGCCUAUCACGUGGCUGUGACCCUCAGCAGCCUCAACAGCUGCAUGGACCCCAUCGUCUACUGCUUCGUCACCAGCAGCUUCCAGACCACCGUCCACGGCCUGUGUGGCCGGCGUGGAGCAGAGUGCGAGCCCAACGGCUGCGACAUGGUCAGCGUGCAUAAGAGCUCCAAGAGCUCAGCCCACCCUCACAUCCUCGGGGCCAGAGCUCGAGCCGUCACACAGGCCCUGCCUAACGGGCCUGACGCUUAGUCAGCAGGACGCUGCAAGGGGGCCAAAUGUCGGGACCGGGCUGGGCAGGCCAGGUCAGAGACAGUGCAGGUAUCUGCUCUACUAGAGUGGCAGAUUGGGUUCACCUUGAUCGAUUAGUGAUGGCUGCCCAGUGCCCUUCCUGGACAUAGGGUCAAAGGCCACUGUGCUGUGAUUGACUGGCAAUGUCUGCCACGGGCUCUAGAGAGGACGUGGUGGACUGAAUGCUCAUUAUUUGCCAUCCCUAGGGUAUAUGCUGUGUCCACUGAAGACCCAGAGGGGUAGCCAGGAGCUGGCUUCCCAUUUGGAUCAUUCUACCCCCAGAAAGGGUUCCUGCAAAACAGGGACAGAGACUUUUAAGGUACUAGGAAUUUCAAAGAGGGUUUAAAAGGUGACCUAAAGAGGUCCCCUCCCCACCUCUCCCCCAUCAUCUCUCUGCCCCACAGAGGCAGAGAGCUAGAACAGAAGAGAAGGGGACGCAAGUGUCACGUGAGCAGACGAGAGGGGUUCACCUCUGCAGGGCCCACUUGAGGCACCCGUGAGUCACUCAGAAAGACAGGCUGACCCCGUGGGGCGCUCCGCUGUGAGCACCGUGCUAUCUGGGCUAACACUUGCACCCUUCAAAGGAGACACUAUUUUCUACCCCACUCCAGGGGAGGAGCUGAGUGGCACACGCAGGGCAAGGCAGUGGGCGGUGGGCAAAGCAGAAUCAAAAGCCAGCCCCACCUCCUCCAGCACCCCCGUGCCUGCCCAUGGGCACAGUUCACAUCUUCCCAAAGCGCCCCCCACCCCCGCUCCGGGGACCAUCUCGGAAGACCCUGCCUGCUGGCCCAGGAGGGCAGUAGACUCCCAGCCCCAUCCUGUGGAUGCGAAACCAAGGACAAAGACAGACUUGAACGCAGGCCUGCUGGCCUAAGGCCACGUCUGGCCACGCACAGAGCCCUGUUCUCCCUCCUGUCUGGCUCAUCAUGCCUCGCUGCCUUUCCUGCAUGCAUGCGUGCUAAGUCACCUCAGUCGUCUCCGACUGUUUGCAACUCCGUGAACUGUA
This is a messenger RNA of Capra hircus (goat), 2237 nucleotides long. RefSeq names its product G protein-coupled receptor 20 (gene GPR20). The record is from RefSeq and is a predicted model, not a curated record. The transcript has 2 exons. The coding region runs from base 107 to 1192 and encodes 361 amino acids. Lineage: Eukaryota; Metazoa; Chordata; Mammalia; Artiodactyla; Bovidae. Gene Ontology annotation, cellular component: membrane. Gene Ontology annotation, biological process: positive regulation of Rho protein signal transduction; phospholipase C-activating G protein-coupled receptor signaling pathway. Gene Ontology annotation, molecular function: G protein-coupled receptor activity.